UUUGCUAUGAAGCUUCUUAGUCGACCGCAAAAUUGUGGGGUCAUAUGUACUACAAAAAAAGUUACUAAAUAACCUCGUAGGCCGGGCCUUAAGGCUUAACCCCACAACGUUACUUAGUUGAAUACGCGUAGUGGGUAUCAAAACAUUCAUAGGCAAUAUCAAAUCAAAGUUAAUUUUUAAAAUAUUUCUUUUUCUAUAUCGUUUUGAUUCAGUAUGUAAAAUCUUCUCUUGCUAUUAUUUGGAAAUGAAUAUAUUCAUUUGUACUACUUUUAAGGUUAUAAGUGAUCCGUUAAUAAUUUUCGUUUGAAUCAUCAUUGUGCUACGCAGAGAUUAAAGCAGGAUUAUAUGAGACUGAAAAGAGAUCCAGUGCCAUAUGUAAUUGCCGAACCGAAUCCAUCAAAUAUCCUCGAAUGGCACUAUGUAGUUAAGGGACCAGAGAGUACUCCAUACGAUGGUGGUUUUUAUCAUGGUAAAUUAAUAUUUCCUGGGGAAUUCCCCUUUCAACCACCCAGCAUCUACAUGACAACGCCUAAUGGUAGAUUCAAAGUCAACACUAGAUUAUGCCUAUCCAUCUCUGAUUUUCAUCCCGACACAUGGAAUCCAGCAUGGAGUGUCUCAACAAUUUUGGCAGGCUUACUAAGUUUUAUGAUAGAGAAGAGCCCCACCCUUGGCAGUAUCAACACAACUGAUUGGGAAAAGCGACAAUAUGCACAUCAGAGUUUAGAAUUUAAUUUGAGGGACAAAAUGUUUUGCGAAUUAUUUCCAGAUACAGUAGUGGAAAUUCGUAAUGAAUUAGAACGAAGAAAAGAAUUGGACCAACAAACAAGACACCAGUCAACAACAUCAGAAAUGUCGUCCUUACUGCGAGAACAAUUCCAGAGAGAUCAAAGUCCGUUGAAUGGCGCUAUGACAAAUUUAGCAAUAAUAAUUGGUUUUGCAGUAUUUGCCUACAUUGUUAAAUAUGUCCUCCGAAAUAUAGCGUGGGAAUGAAUUCAAUUCUACUAUGAUGAUUUAGCAACAAUAAUAGAAUCUGCUACAAGUACUGGAUUUCUAAGAUGUGUUUCAUUUUAAUAAUUGCUAUAAAGCGUUGUUGCGGUUAUUCAUCCGUACUUGAGCUUCUAUUUUCUCAUUUAAUCCGAAUUUCUUUUCAAAUCUCCAGUUUUUCAGUUCAACUUGAAUUAAGGUUAUCAUUAACAUCUUCAUAUGUAAUGUGAAUAAUUUAUCAUUUGGUGACCAAUAUAUGAGAAAAUGUCACUAAGUAUUGACUAAAAAUUG
This is a messenger RNA of Diachasma alloeum, 1275 nucleotides long. RefSeq names its product ubiquitin-conjugating enzyme E2 J2. The transcript is spliced from 5 exons. The record is from RefSeq and is a predicted model, not a curated record. NCBI's taxonomy places the organism in Eukaryota, Metazoa, Arthropoda, Insecta, Hymenoptera, Braconidae. The coding region runs from base 346 to 990 and encodes 214 amino acids.